AUGGCUUCUCCCCGUCCUCCGCACAACUUCGGUCCGCAAGGCUAUCCUCUCCCCAACGGUGCUACUGGUCCCGUUCCUGGCGCCACCCCUCUUCUGCCAAACAACGGUCGAGUCAUUCAGAACGGCCCCGUCAGAGUCCUGUGCAUUGCGGAUGUUAGAGGUAAUCUGAAGUCUCUGAAUGAGUUGGCCAAACAGGCCCGUGCAGAUCAUAUCAUCCACACCGGUGAUUUCGGCUUCUAUGAUGACACAUCGUUGGAUAGGAUUGCCGAAAAGACCCUUAAGCAUGUGGCCCAAUACUCUCCUCUGCUUCCUGAAAAUGUGAAGCGGGCCAUCGCACAAACUCCUCCCCAGCAAUCCAUUAAGCAACGAUUCUCCCCCGACCAGCUACCCCUCUCAGAGCUUUCUAUGUUGCUCGACAAGCGGCUCACACUUGAUGUCCCUGUAUACACCGUUUGGGGUGCCUGUGAAGAUGUUAGGGUGCUGGAGAAGUUUCGCUCUGGAGAGUAUAAGGUGAAUAACCUUCAUAUUAUCGACGAGGCCAACUCGCGCCUACUGGAUAUAGGUGGUGUCAAGCUUCGUCUGCUGGGACUGGGAGGCGCGGUGGUCAUGCACAAGCUGUUCGAUAACGGCGAGGGCAAGACCACUAUUGCCGGUGGCCUAGGCACCAUGUGGACCACUUUACUGCAAAUGGGUGAGCUAAUUGACACAGCAAACCGUGUGUACGACCCAUCGGAAACCCGUAUCUUUGUCACUCAUGCGUCACCCGCGCGCGAAGGAAUGCUUAACCAGCUAUCCGUGACCCUGAAAGCUGAUUUCUCUAUUUCUGCCGGUUUGCAUUUCCGCUACGGCUCAUCCUACAACGAAUUCUCUGUGAACCCCUCAUUGGACCACUACCGAGGCAAGCUGGCCGCAUCGAAGGCUUCCUUCAACGAUGUUUGGGAGACGGUGCGCGGUGAGGUCGAGGCUGCAAUUGCCUCUAACGAAGCCCAGAAGACGCUCUUGGACAAUGCUCUCGAUGUGGUGCAGAAGAUGCCUACAAUCGCUAACGGUGGGAACCCGUUCGGCGGACCUACCGGCCCCGGAAACGCAGCUGGUCAGGUCGAUGAAAGCGCUUUCAAGAACAUGUGGAACUUCAACCUUGCAGAUGCAGCAUUUGGUUUCCUAGUCCUUGAGAUCGAAGCCGGCCGUAUCGCGACGGAAAUGCGCGCUCAGGGUUUUAACUUCGCACACCGCGGCGGUAAGCCUCCUGUGCCUGCUGUUGCUGGACAGCCCAAUCCUCCUGUGCCUACCGGUACCCCUGGUGUGGCCUCCCCGGCAGCUCGUCCCGCUGUUCCUCAGUUUGGUCAGGCCCAACCGGUUGCUGGACGUCCUGCCGCCCCUCAACAGCCGCAGCCUCAACCUCAGCAGGGACAAGCCAAGGCUCCCGCUGCAGCCCCCGCUCGUACUUCCCCAGUUCCCGUUAUUCCCAAGCCUGCAACUCCCCAGCCCUCCGGCCCAGCUGCCUCGCAACAUGCCCCUACAUCGCCUGAAAAGGCUGCAGAGGCCAACGGCACUUCACAGCCUGAGAAGCCAUCCGAGUCGCCUAUGCCCAGGCCUGAAAAGAAGCAAAGCAACGGACUAUUCGUGUCGAACGUUGACAACGAACAGGCCGUUCGUGACCUGUUCCCUGAGGAGGACAAAGCAAAGAUUGUCAAGCUCGACAAAUGGGGCAAAUACAACCACGUUGUGAUGUUCAACAGUGUCGAAGAGGCCAAGGCUGCUCUCGAUCGUCAGCCCCCAGAGCACAAGAAGCCCACACCCCCCGGUCAACCUCGCAAGCCUAACAUCAAGUUCUUCGAAGACCGUGGUAGCCACCGUGGCAAUGCUGGCACGUGGCAGAGCAGCAACCGGGGAGGCAACACUUCUCAGCGUGGAUACCAAAGCGGUGGUGCCAGCGACAGUGAAGGGGGACGGGGACGUGGUGGAUUCAGCGGACGUGGCCGCGGCCGUGGCGAUCGUGGUCGAGGCGGACGCGGUGGUCGCGGCGGUUUCAACAAAGGAGGACCUACAUCUGACUCACCUGCUCCAUCGACAUCGACUCCAUCUGGUGAGAAGCCCGCCGCGGCUGGCGAUGCUUAA
Aspergillus oryzae RIB40 is the source of this 2118-nucleotide messenger RNA. RefSeq lists its product as uncharacterized. The record is from RefSeq and is a predicted model, not a curated record. The transcript is spliced from 4 exons. The coding region runs from base 1 to 2118 and encodes 705 amino acids. Lineage: Eukaryota; Fungi; Ascomycota; Eurotiomycetes; Eurotiales; Aspergillaceae.